Messenger RNA from Cynara cardunculus var. scolymus (artichoke), 1572 nucleotides. Its product is annotated as zinc finger BED domain-containing protein RICESLEEPER 2-like. The record is from RefSeq and is a predicted model, not a curated record. Bases 1 to 1572 code for a protein of 523 amino acids. Gene Ontology annotation, molecular function: protein dimerization activity; DNA binding. Lineage: Eukaryota; Viridiplantae; Streptophyta; Magnoliopsida; Asterales; Asteraceae. The transcript has 5 exons.
AUGGAUAUGACUGUUGUAAGUCUUGAUGACCUCACCUCUUGUCUUGCUGAUGACAAAGAGGGGAAGAAAGACCUAGCUGCUGCUAGGGCUUUGCAAAAGCCGACCGUCAUCUCAUUUGUGCGUAUACAUUCACAUAAAGGGGAAAGUAUAGAUAAGGCCACAGAGAGUUGUUUGCUUGAUUGGGGAGUAAAAAAUAGUUUCACCAUCACAGUUGAUAAUGCAUCAAGCAACGAUAUUGCCGUUGGGUUCACUAAGAAGAAGGUGGUGAAUUGGGGUGGUUCUUCUACUAGGGCAGGGUACAUACAUAUGAGAUACAUUGCUCAUAUUCUAAAUUUGGUUGUACAAGAUGGAUUGAAAUUAGCAGAUACAUCAGUUAAGAAGAUUAAGGAUUGCAUUAGGUGGGUGAAGGGUUCUCCAUCUAGGUUGAAGAAGUUUAGAGAACUUGUAGAAUUGCUUGAAGUGGAAGAGAAAAGUUCCUUAUAUCUUGUUGUUCCAACAAGAUGGAACUCCACCUAUAUGAUGCUUCGAACCGCAAUAGCUUACAGACAAGUUUUUGAAACGUAUGAGAGUAGUGAUAACGCCUUCACUUUGGAUUUGGGUGAUUCUGUGCCUUUAUAUGUUCAUUGGUUAUCUGUUGACAGCAUGGUCAUAUUUUUUAAGACAUUUUAUGAGAUGACAAUUAGAAUUUCUGGCUCACUUUAUGUCACCUCAAAUUCUUUCUUAAUCGAGAUUUCAGAUUUGAGUUGCAUUAUUGCCGAUAUGUUACAAUCUAAGUCGAAAGUUGAAGAGGAAAUGGGUGGUAAAAUGAAAGAGAAGUUUAGUAAGUAUUGGGGUGAUCCGGAUAAGAUGAACUUCCUUAUAUUUUUUGGCAAUAUAUUGGACCCUAGAGACAAGGUUGAGUACAUGCAAGUCCAGCUUAAUCAAAUGUAUGGUGAGGAUCAAGGUAAGUCAUGUUUUGAAAAGGUAAACUCUAAACUAAAUAUGUUGCCUCCUCCACCCAUUAAGUGUGAGAAUGUUCCUGUUAGAAGGGUACAAUCUAGAUUAAAGAGCCAACUAAAGAAGCAAAAGAUGGAAAGUGGGGCUUCACUCAGCCAAAAGAGUGAACUCGAACAUUAUCUAAGUGAGUCGACCAUAGAUGAUACAAACGAUUUUGAUAUUUUAAGAUGGUGGAAGGUUAGUAGUAAAAGGUUUCCUAUCCUUUCGAAAUUGGCUAGAGAUGUACUUGUUGUUCCAAUUUCAAUUGUGGCAUCUGAGUCAACUUUUAGUACUAGUGGCAGGGUCUUAGAUAAUUUUAGAAGUUCUCUAUCUCCUGAAAUGAUAGAAUCCCUUAUAUGCACACAAGGCAUGCUAAGAGGCCCUAGUCAGCCAAUUGCAGUUGAAGAAAACAUAGAUGAUAUUGAAAAGUUUGAGAAAGUUGCUGCUGUCCCUACAACACCACUGGAUGCUGAUGCUCAAGUUGAAAAGGCUGAAGAAAAUGAAGCUGAUGCCAUCACUUCCCAUGAAGCUGAAGUUGUUGCUGAAGAUGAGGAAACUGAUGAUGCUAAGCUGAACGUUAAAAAGCAACGAAGCUGA